AUGGGUGAAAAGGUGAGCAACAACAGGAGAGAGAUUAUCCGUCCGGCCCAGACGGCAGAACAACGUAUGCGCCCAGCCUCGAUCGGCCAGGCAGAAUGGCAAGCUAUGCAGUUGUCGUCUUCUGCCUGCAAUGGGCAAAACUGCUUCCUCUGCCAGACCACUCUGUCCCUCUGCAUCCUCGAGGAUCCAGAGUUCUGCGGUUCUGACGCUACAGGCAGCCGCCUCGCUCCGGCUCGCCUACACCUCUUGAGACGCCCACAAUUACGGCCGGUUCUGGUCUCUCUCCAGCCUCACUCUACCCUCGAGCAUCCACCCUCGGCCAGAUCAAACAAAUCCAUCUGCCCAAUUGCAAAGAUGGCAGUUUCCCGGGACAAACUUCGCGCACUCGGCCAACGUGGAGACCUGUAA
This is a messenger RNA of Protopolystoma xenopodis, 408 nucleotides long. Lineage: Eukaryota; Metazoa; Platyhelminthes; Monogenea; Polystomatidea; Polystomatidae. The record is from the annotation of a GenBank genome assembly.